UAUUUUUUUUAGGGUUAAUCGUUAUUAAAAAAAAAAAAAGAAAAAGAAAAAUCAAUUUGUAUUUAUUAAAGACAAGAAUUGCAAUUGCAAUGUGAGUUGCGUUUUGGGAAAACUGGGUACAGGUGGCGGGUAGAUUGGGGUUGUGUGUCGAGAAAUUGGAAGUUAGACCAAUCCCAUGCCAUUCCAAUCCAAAAUAAUUUAGAUUUGAUUCUGUAGCAGGAAGGGAGGGUGUGUACCCCAGAAUAGAAGAGUCUUCUCCUUCCCCCGGAAGGAACUUGGAGGUGCGGAGUUUUUGUUUCUCAUCAAAUGGCCGGAGGAAGCAAAGAAUCUUCCUUUUAUUGAACUCUCCGUUUCCUUCCGACGCCUUCCAUUUUUAAUCGCAGUACUAUCAGACUCCUGGAAGCCUGUCAUGACUACCGAUACUAAUACUUUAAGCUAUUGGUUAAACUGGAGAUUCUUUCUAUGUGCUUUGUUCCUAUCAACCGUUAUGAUUGUGGCAGCCCUAUUAAUAUGGAAAUAUGAAGGUUCCAAAAAAUCCAAAUCUGGUUCGAGAGACGAUUCACAAGAUUCAGUUGGGUCAUUGUACGAGGAUGAACUCUGGCGGACGUGUCUAAAAGAAAUACAUCCACUUUGCCUCCUAGCUUACAGAAUGCUUGCUUUUGCUCUGCUUUUUGGAUUGAUAUUAAGUGAGGCUGUUAUUUCAGGAGGCAGGAUAUUUUUAUUUUAUACUCAGUGGACGUUCACAUUGGUCACGCUCUACUUUGGGCUUGCAACUUCAUUCUCCAUUUAUGGUUGUUUCAGAAAAUGUAAUGAUAAUGGCAGCUCAAACGAGCAUACAAGUUUAGAUGCAGAGCGAGGCACUUAUGUGCCCCCGACUCUUGGUGUGGACAGCCUCGAUGUGGCUAAUUCAGCCAAGAGUUUGAACUCCCGUGAAGGUUUUCAUACUCGCAAAGCUGCUGGUGUGGGGGGAUAUGCACUUCAAAUUAUUUUUCAGAUAUCUGCAGGUGCUGUAGUGCUUACCGACAUAGUAUUUUGGUUCAUUCUUUAUCCAUUUCUUCUAUCUCGAAGUCGUGGGCUAAGUUUCUUUGUUGUUACCAUGCACUCGGUGAAUGCUGUUUGUCUUCUUGGAGAAACAAUGUUGAAUGGUUUGCGAUAUCCGUUUUUUCGGAUUGGGUAUUUUGUACUGUGGACAGGGAUAUUCGUCAUUUUUCACUGGAUUCUCCAUGCUUGUGUUUCAAUGCCGUGGCCUUAUCCAUUUCUUGACUUGUCACCCCCGUCCGCACCAUUAUGGUAUGUUGGGGUUGGGUUGAUGAAUGUACCUUGUUUUGGUGUCUUCGCUUUAGUGAUCAAAAUGAAGCAAUCUCUGUUGCCGAAAUUGUUCCCGAGGUCUUUUCAGGAGUCGAGCUAACGAUCGAAGCAGACAAUCAUCAAACCAGUGGGUUAUGAAGCUGUGUUUUCCAGUGAUCCCCAUCAUGUUUGCUUCAAAUUACGAGUGUUGAGAACGUAAAUAUCACACAUAUACACAACAUAAAGCAUGAUGAAGAAGUGCAAAAAGACAGGCAGUGGGAUGGAAACAUUACCCUAACAAAGCUCAAAUAUAGGCGGAGGAUGACUGAUUUUUUAAGCCUAUUUUCAUAUUUAAUACUCUGAAAUUCUUGCAUCUUCCGAAUUACAUUUUCCCCCAUCUUUUUCUUAGUUUGAGUCACUUCGAUUUUCCUCCAACUGCCCGUAUAACUUAUUUGAAGCAUUUCUGGUAUGGAAUGUACCUCCAGCAAUGACUCAUGCAUCCUCUUUUUUUAUUUGUUCCAAUAAAUUUAAAAUCUUGUUGUGUUUUAAA
This is a messenger RNA of Cucumis melo (muskmelon), 1837 nucleotides long. RefSeq lists its product as uncharacterized. The coding region runs from base 410 to 1408 and encodes 332 amino acids. Gene Ontology annotation, cellular component: membrane. Lineage: Eukaryota; Viridiplantae; Streptophyta; Magnoliopsida; Cucurbitales; Cucurbitaceae. The record is from RefSeq and is a predicted model, not a curated record. The transcript has 9 exons.